Molecule: messenger RNA, 1698 nt
Organism: Rhizophagus irregularis DAOM 181602=DAOM 197198
Lineage: Eukaryota; Fungi; Glomeromycota; Glomeromycetes; Glomerales; Glomeraceae
Source: RefSeq, a predicted model, not a curated record
AUGUCAUCUUUAAAGUCUUUAAACAUUUUACCUUCCCUUGAGAAAAAAUAUCCCCUCGACGUUUCUUUUUCCAAAUUUCACGUGACUCGUCCUAAUCGAGCUGGUUACAACAAAAUUUAUGACAUCAGUAGAUCAAAAAGUUUCUUUUUUGAGUUAGUUGAUCAUCCUACAAACACCAAUGAAAUUCAUCUUAAAAUACACACAAAUGAUUAUCACAUGAAAACUACCCCAAUUAGUUAUCCUAACACAAGUAAACUCCCUAAUGACAAAUACCAGAUUAGUAUUAUGCUCACGCAUUUUUUUUCUUUACAAAGAGUUUUACCCAGGCGUAUUCAACAAAAAUUUUUUAAUUUUAUCCGAGAUAAAUUAUUACAAAGAAAGGCGAUUAUCAUGUCACGUGCUAGUAAAAUUGAUUCACGUAACACAACCACCAAAAAUUUUUUUAAUUUCUCUUACAAACGAUAUCGUUUUCACUUUGGAAUAUAUAUUCCUUGUUCUCAUAAUCACUCUACCCCUGGUCUUAUACUCCCAAAAGGUACUUGUCAAGUACAAACGCCAUUCAUGAUGUCGGACUUUAGACGUGCUUGCGUCAUACACCAACCGUUAUUUUUUAAAAAUGAUGCAUAUAAAAAUAUCAAACCACGAAAAAACAAAUCGAAUGCUCCACCUCGAAUUCGUAAUAUCAAUCACAAGACCUAUCAUGCCAAUUUAUUAUACGACCGUUGGCGUAAGAAUGAAAAGAAAAUUGUUAUCUCUCGUAGAUUGGGCAUUUCUUUUGAACAAACCCUUCACGCUCGUAUGGACAACAAUACUAGGAAAACGUUCAACAGACACAUGUAUAAGAAAAAACUAUCUAAUUUCUCUCUUUGUAGAAGUGAUAAUACUCAUGUGAAUAAGGCUCAGCAAAUUCAUUUUGAAAGAUCCAAAAGACGUGUCUUUAACAGCAAAGAACAUAACCCUUAUAAUCGAAAACACCAUCGUUUGAUUACUGCUCAACGAUAUAGAUUUUUAUACACCCCCCUACAAUCUAUCAACAAACCAAUUAAACAUCUACAAUAUACACACGGCUGGGACCAAUCGAAAUAUAAUUUUCAGACGCCACUCCGUAGUAAUUAUUUGCCACCACCGACAGUAUUAUCUGAGGACGUCUCGUUCAUAAAUCCAGUCCUUACAGUUGCACCUUAUAACCCUAUCCCUGAUAUGUUUUUUCCCGCAAAAUACAAAAACAUUAUUCCUAAAGACCCUAUCUAUAAUGAACAGGGUGCUUUUAUAAUCCCUGGUUCUCGUGAAUGGUUUACUUAUAUGCAUAAUAUACACAUUAAUUUACCUCCUCCUUUGACUAAAGGUCAAAAACGUGCGAUAAAACAACGUGAAAGAAAUAUAAUGCUAAACAAAAAACACUGUGAAGAUGCUAAAUUUCACGGUACAUCCUUUAAUAGAUUCAAUCAGCGUAGGGUCGCCAUAAAAAGUUUGACUGAUUUAACCAACACCUUCGAUUCGACGAUGAAGGAUCUUGUCAAUUACUACCAAACUAUAGAGGACCCAUACCUGAGAUCCCGUUUUCACUCAUCAAUGGUCAAUCAAGCCUCCCGAAUUUCGGAUAGAACUCAAAAACACCGUAAUAAUAUACGAUCAUCGGCAAUUCCGUCAGGCACUUCUGAAGAUACUUCAGACGCUACCGUCGAACUUGAAAAAUGA